Pan troglodytes (chimpanzee) is the source of this 1536-nucleotide messenger RNA. It is a transcript of the gene NCF1, whose product is annotated as neutrophil cytosolic factor 1. Lineage: Eukaryota; Metazoa; Chordata; Mammalia; Primates; Hominidae. Gene Ontology annotation, molecular function: superoxide-generating NADPH oxidase activator activity; protein binding; phosphatidylinositol binding. The record is from RefSeq and is a predicted model, not a curated record. The coding region runs from base 209 to 1381 and encodes 390 amino acids. The transcript has 11 exons. Gene Ontology annotation, biological process: respiratory burst; superoxide anion generation. Gene Ontology annotation, cellular component: NADPH oxidase complex; cytoplasm.
CCUUGUCCCUGCAGGUGUGUGUGAACAUGAGUCUGCCCAUGUUUACACCCUGCAAGCCUGAAGAGUCCCCAGAAACUGAAAGAAGAAGCAAAGCCCUUUCUGUACCCUCCCUGCCCCCUGUCCCGACCGCGACAAAAGCGACUUCCUCUUUCCAGUGCAUUUAAGGCGCAGCCUGGAAGUGCCAGGGAGCACUGGAGGCCACCCAGUCAUGGGGGACACCUUCAUCCGUCACAUCGCCUUGCUGGGCUUUGAGAAGCGCUUCGUACCCAGCCAGCACUAUGUGUACAUGUUCCUGGUGAAAUGGCAGGACCUGUCGGAGAAGGUGGUCUACCGGCGCUUCACUGAGAUCUACGAGUUCCAUAAAACCUUAAAAGAAAUGUUCCCUAUUGAGGCAGGGGCGAUCAAUCCAGAGAACAGGAUCAUCCCCCACCUCCCAGCUCCCAAGUGGUUUGACGGGCAGCGGGCCGCCGAGAACCGCCAGGGCACACUUACCGAGUACUGCAGCACGCUCAUGAGCCUGCCCACCAAGAUCUCCCGCUGUCCCCACCUCCUCGACUUCUUCAAGGUGCGCCCUGAUGACCUCAAGCUCCCCACGGACAACCAGACAAAAAAGCCAGAGACAUACUUGAUGCCCAAAGAUGGCAAGAGUACCGCAACAGACAUCACCGGCCCCAUCAUCCUGCAGACGUACCGCGCCAUUGCCGACUACGAGAAGACCUCGGGCUCCGAGAUGGCUCUGUCCACGGGGGACGUGGUGGAGGUCGUGGAGAAGAGCGAGAGCGGUUGGUGGUUCUGUCAGAUGAAAGCAAAGCGAGGCUGGAUCCCAGCGUCCUUCCUCGAGCCCCUGGACAGUCCUGACGAGACGGAAGACCCUGAGCCCAACUAUGCAGGUGAGCCAUACGUUGCCAUCAAGGCCUACACUGCUGUGGAGGGGGACGAGGUGUCCCUGCUCGAGGGUGAAGCUGUUGAGGUCAUUCACAAGCUCCUGGACGGCUGGUGGGUCAUCAGGAAAGACGACGUCACAGGCUACUUCCCGUCCAUGUACCUGCAAAAGUCGGGGCAAGACGUGUCCCAGGCCCAACGCCAGAUCAAGCGGGGGGCGCCGCCCCGCAGGUCGUCCAUCCGCAACGCGCACAGCAUCCACCAGCGGUCGCGGAAGCGCCUCAGCCAGGACGCCUAUCGCCGCAACAGCGUCCGUUUUCUGCAGCAGCGACGCCGCCAGGCGCGGCCGGGACCGCAGAGCCCCGGGAGCCCGCUCGAGGAGGAGCGGCAGACGCAGCGCUCUAAACCGCAGCCGGCGGUGCCCCCGCGGCCGAGCGCCGACCUCAUCCUGAACCGCUGCAGCGAGAGCACCAAGCGGAAGCUGGCGUCUGCCGUCUGAGGCUGGAGCGCAGUCCCCAGCUAGCGUCUCGGCCCUUGCCGCCCCGUGCCUGUAUAUACGUGUUCUAUAGAGCCUGGCGUCUGGACGCCGAGGGCAGCCCCGACCCCUGUCCAGCGCGGCUCCCGCCACCCUCAAUAAAUGUUGCUUGGAGUGGA